GCGAAAUUGCACGCUAGAUAACUAUAGCGAUCGCGAUUUACCACGUCGCUUUCAAGUGUUUUUGCUUGACGUACUAGUACUCCAGCUCACUUAUGGCAUCCCUGAAGAUCUCCGUCGGCGACACUAUUCCCAAGGGUGACUUCGGUACCAUCCCUUUCACUGAGGAGUUAGCUGAUCAUUCAGUGUGUGGUAUUCCCACCACCCUCUCUACUGACAGUUGGAAGGGCAAGAAGGUUGUGCUCUUCUCAGUGCCUGGUGCUUUCACCCCAACUUGUCACAUCAACCACCUCCCGCCCUACCUUGCCAAGUACAACGAGUUCAAAGCCAAGAAUGUCGAUGUCAUCGCUGUCAUCGCUGCCAACGACCCGUUCGUCAUGAGCGGAUGGGGACGUGUUGAGGGACUGACAGACAAGAUAAUCACCCUCUCUGAUCCCAAUGCUGCGUGGUCAGGCAGCCUGGGAUUAAGCAUCGACCUCUCCGAACGCGGAUUUGGAGUCCGUACUGCACGAUACGCCAUGAUCAUAGACGACUUGGUUGUCAAAUACGCCGAGGUCGAGCCUGGCCCCGGAGUGACUGUUUCUAGUGCUGACGCCGUAUUGGCCAAUCUGUGAUCGAAGGUAUCGUUUUUGUUCGCGUAUUUAACGCAUGUAUUUGUGAGGCUGUCUCACUGGAACGAGCAGAUACCUCUAAGUAGGUAUUGUGUGUAAAUCAAUAAAUCAAUAGAGUGAAAAAGAAUAUGCUUACCUGUCUGCUGAGGAGGAUUUUCU
Molecule: messenger RNA, 767 nt
Organism: Suillus subalutaceus
Lineage: Eukaryota; Fungi; Basidiomycota; Agaricomycetes; Boletales; Suillaceae
Product: Redoxin
Exons: 6
Coding region: 93-611 (172 amino acids)
Biological process (GO): cell redox homeostasis; hydrogen peroxide catabolic process; cellular response to oxidative stress
Cellular component (GO): peroxisome; mitochondrion; cytoplasm
Molecular function (GO): thioredoxin peroxidase activity
Source: RefSeq, a predicted model, not a curated record